This is a messenger RNA of Tuber aestivum (summer truffle), 732 nucleotides long. The record is from the annotation of a GenBank genome assembly. Lineage: Eukaryota; Fungi; Ascomycota; Pezizomycetes; Pezizales; Tuberaceae.
UGCCACUCUCUAGCCCCUCUGGUCCUCGAUAAGCUUUUCUACGACACCCCGAGGUCCUGGGACUUGACACUUAGUUGGAUACUUCCAAACUUCUCAACCUCAGGUCUCGUCCGCGCCCUUUGUCCAAGAAACCACUCCCAGGUGUUCAACAUAAACUACCAAGACAAAACCGGGGCAACAUGUCUCCACGCAGUGUGCAAAAUGGACGAUGCGCUGACACUGUACAUACUCCUGGACCACGGUGCGAAGCCGAAUAUCUUCGACAUCAAUGGGGAAACACCUCUCCACUAUGCUGUCCAGUACGGCCGUGAGAACGUCGCGAGAGUGUUGCUGCAGGAGGGCGCAGACCCAAAUCUCCGUAGUAUCGCUGGGGAAACGGCCCUUUCGUGGGCUGUCAAGUACGGGUACACGAAGAUCGUGCGGGAAUUGAUAGAGUACGGAGCGGACGUGAACAGUCGGGUUGGAAGAGGCGAGACACCGUUGCACUUGGCCGCACUACAGGGGUUUGUGGAGAUCGUGGGGGUGCUGUUAUCAACGGGGGCCAACGGGGAGAUGGUGAAUUGGACAGGGCAAACGGCGUUGUUGGCCGCAGCGGAGGCGGGACACGCGAAUGUUGUGAGAGUGUUUCUGGAAAACGGCGUCAAUGUGGAUGGGGCUGAUGGGGAUACGGCACUGGUUGUUGCUGCGAGGCAGGGGCAUGAGGAUAUUGUUAAGAUGCUGUUAGAGGAAGGG